Messenger RNA from Thlaspi arvense, 294 nucleotides. The record is from the annotation of a GenBank genome assembly. Lineage: Eukaryota; Viridiplantae; Streptophyta; Magnoliopsida; Brassicales; Brassicaceae.
AUGUUAUAUAAACCUAAUUUUGCUGAGAAGAUCUCAACACUGGUGAGAACAGCCAACUUAAACAUUGAAUCAUACUGGCCUAGUCUUUUUGCUAAGCUUUGCCAUAACAGAAACAUCGAUGAUCUCGUCAUGAACGCUGGUCCUGGUGGCUCUUCUGCUGCUACCAUGGCCGUAUCUUUCUCUUCCCCUGCAGCUGGAGGAGCCACUCAAGCAGCACCAGCAGCUGAGCAGAAGAAGAAGGAGGAGGUCAAGGAAGAGAGUGAGGAUGAUUUAGUAUUCGUCUUAUUUGACUAG